UGAAGAGGUUGUCGCGAUUCACGGGAAUGGUGGUUAGCUAGCAAGAGCUGGUUCUGAUCAUCGACCUGUUUGAUCAGAACCGGAACCAGGAGAUUCAGGUCUCUAUAAUUCUUGAAAGGAGGUUGUGGUUUAGGUUAGGUGGUUCUUAAGAUGGAGUCUUGCAACUGCAUUGAGCCACAAUGGCCAGCUGAUGAACUAUUGAUGAAAUACCAGUACAUUUCAGACUUCUUCAUUGCACUUGCUUAUUUUUCUAUUCCCCUUGAGCUUAUCUACUUCGUAAAGAAAUCUGCACUUUUCCCUUAUAGAUGGGUGCUUGUGCAAUUUGGGGCUUUUAUAGUUCUCUGUGGUGCGACACACCUUAUUAACUUAUGGACUUUCAGUACACAUUCAAGGACUGUGGAAGUUGUAAUAACCACGGCAAAAGUUUUGACUGCUUUUGUUUCUUGUGUAACGGCCCUUAUGCUUGUGCACAUUAUUCCCGACUUAUUGAGUGUGAAAACAAGGGAGUUGUUUUUGAAAAAUAAGGCUGCACAACUUGAUCGUGAGAUGGGCCUGAUUCGUACACAAGAAGAAACAGGCAGGCAUGUUAGAAUGCUUACUCAUGAGAUUAGAAGCACUCUCGAUAGGCAUACUAUUCUGAAAACAACUCUCAUUGAGUUGGGUAGAACAUUGGCACUGGAGGAGUGUGCAUUAUGGAUGCCUACCCGUACUGGUUUGGAGCUUCAACUUUCAUACACUUUACGCCACCAAAACCCUGUUGGAUUUACAGUACCUAUUCAUCUUCCUGUGAUUAAUCAAGUUUUUAGUAGUGACCGCGCAGUAAAAAUACCACCAAAUUCCCCUGUGGCAAGACUUCGUCAUAUUGCUGAAAAAUAUAUGCCUGGGGAGGUGGUUGCUGUUCGUGUUCCACUUUUACACCUGUCAAAUUUCCAAAUUUAUGAUUGGCCAGAGCUUUCCACAAAACGAUAUGCAUUGAUGGUUUUGAUGCUUCCCUCGGACAGUGCAAGGCAUUGGCGCGGGCACGAGUUGGAACUUGUGCAAGUGGUUGCUGAUCAGGUGGCUGUUGCCCUUUCUCAUGCUGCAAUUCUAGAAGAAUCUAUGAGAGCAAGGGAUCUGCUUAUGGAGCAAAAUGUAGCACUGGAUUUGGCAAGGAGAGAGGCUGAAACAGCCAUUCGUGCUCGCAAUGAUUUCCUGGCAGUUAUGAACCAUGAGAUGAGAACACCAAUGCAUGCAAUCAUUGCACUUUCUUCCUUGCUACAGGAAACUGAACUUAAACCGGAACAACGCCUGAUGGUAGAAACAAUCCUAAAGAGCAGUAGCCUGUUAGCAACACUCAUUAAUGACGUUUUAGAUCUUUCAAGGCUUGAAGAUGGAAGUCUUGAACUUGACCUUGUGACAUUCAACCUUCAUGCAGUAUUCAAGGAGGUUGUUCAAUUGAUCAAGCCCAUUGCAUCUGUUAAGAAGUUAUCAGUGUCAAUAUCAUUUGCUUUGGAUUUGCCAGAGUAUGCCAUUGGUGAUGAAAAACGUCUUAUGCAAACCAUUUUAAAUAUUGUUGGUAAUGCUGUAAAGUUCUCAAAAGAGGGCAGUAUUUCAAUUGCUGCUGGUAUUGCCAAAUCAGAACCUUUACUAGAUGCUCGAGCACCUGACUUUUUCCCAGUACCAAGUGAUAGUCACUUUUAUUUGCGAGUACAGGUAAAAGAUUCAGGGUUAGGAAUUAACCCCCAAGAAAUUCCAAAAUUAUUUAACAAAUUUGCACAAAAUCAAUCAGUAGCAAAUAGAAAUUCUGAUGGCUCUGGACUUGGGCUUGCAAUUUGUAAGAGAUUUGUAAACCUCAUGGAGGGGCAUAUAUGGAUUGAAAGUGAAGGUCUUGGCAAGGGUUGUACUGCUUCAUUCAUUGUAAAACUUGGAAUCGCAGGGCGUUCAAAUGAGCCAGACCACCGUGUUGUACCUCUGAAUCGUGUGCAAGCAAAUUUUCCAGGACUCAAAGUUCUCAUUUUAGAUGACAAUGGGGUUAGCAGGAUGGUGACGAAGGGCCUUCUCAUGCACCUCGGAUGUGAUGUUACAGUCACAAGCUCCACUGACGAGUGUUUGCGGGUUGUUUCUCCUGAAUACAAUGUGGUGUUCAUGGAUCUUGGCAUGCAUGGGACAAGUGGUUAUGAAGUUGCAAUGCGAAUAAAUGAAAGGAUCACGAAACGUCAUGAGAGGCCACUGAUUGUGGCACUUACUGGGAAUACUGAUAGGGCCACAAAGGAUAACUGUUUCAGAGUUGGCAUGAAAGGUGUGCUACUGAAACCCAUUUCCCUUGAGAAGAUGAGGAGCGUUUUGUCAGAACUCUUGGAACGUGGAACUCUGCGUCAGUCCUAGCAAAUGAUUAAGGAAUCACUAUCAAGUAUCAACUCAGAGUUCAGGAAAAUCUCUCCAGGAAUUGGGAGAGCCUCUCGGUGCCGCCAAUCCCAUGUAUAUAACAUGCUGAGGCAUUGCAGAUAGCACAGGAUGAAAUGUUUGUGCUGUUUGUAGCGCAUUUCUACUGCCUAUGUAAGAAUGUGAAUUUCUUGCCAAUAUUGUAAGAUGAUCCCAUCACUUGAUAUCCAGUUUUGCCUUUUCUCCUCCCCCCCCCAUGGUAAUAUUUUCAAAAUUUGCCAUCAGCACUUGCUGUUUUCUUCA
This is a messenger RNA of Telopea speciosissima, 2664 nucleotides long. RefSeq names its product ethylene receptor-like. The coding region runs from base 151 to 2364 and encodes 737 amino acids. Gene Ontology annotation, cellular component: endoplasmic reticulum membrane; endoplasmic reticulum. NCBI's taxonomy places the organism in Eukaryota, Viridiplantae, Streptophyta, Magnoliopsida, Proteales, Proteaceae. Gene Ontology annotation, molecular function: ethylene binding; phosphorelay sensor kinase activity; ethylene receptor activity. The record is from RefSeq and is a predicted model, not a curated record. The transcript is spliced from 7 exons. Gene Ontology annotation, biological process: phosphorelay signal transduction system; response to ethylene; phosphorylation.